This is a messenger RNA of Drosophila montana, 3379 nucleotides long. RefSeq names its product Nuclear polyadenosine RNA-binding 2 (gene Nab2). The record is from RefSeq and is a predicted model, not a curated record. Gene Ontology annotation, cellular component: cytoplasm; nucleus. The transcript is spliced from 5 exons. Gene Ontology annotation, biological process: regulation of mRNA stability. Gene Ontology annotation, molecular function: poly(A) binding; metal ion binding. Bases 151 to 3318 code for a protein of 1055 amino acids. NCBI's taxonomy places the organism in Eukaryota, Metazoa, Arthropoda, Insecta, Diptera, Drosophilidae.
AAUUUUGGUCACACUGACAUUGUGCUGCAGUUGCUAGAAAAAUAUUAUUUUUUUGUAGGUUUUACUUCUCUUUAUGUUGUAACAACUCGGCAAAAAGCAACAAAACCCAACAUUUAAUGCACACACUUUAUAACCAGCACAUUUGCCAACAUGGAUUGCAAUCUGGGCAGCGAAAUUGGUCAGAAGAUGCGCAGUGCCGUAAAGGCGAAACUGCUCGAGUUAGGCACUGGCGGCUCUGCCGGCUUCAUCGACGACGAGCUGCCCGACUAUGUUAUGGUAAUGGUGGCCAAUAAACGCACCAAACAGCAAAUGAACGCAGAGCUAAAUCUGUUCCUCGGAGAUCAGACGGAUCUCUUCGUAACAUGGCUGCACGAAGUUCUUCAAAAGCUGCAGGAAGUCACGCUGCCAGCAUCAAGUGCUGGCAGUAAGAAACGCAAAUCACGUCAAGCCGAGGCGCCCAAAGCAAAGGACAAAGAGAAGGAUAAGGAUAAGGACAAAAGAGGCAAGGACAAAAGGGAUAAAAGGGCGCACAGAAAAUCCGGCGACGACUUGCCUAAUACAUCAGUUGAUAUUACAAAAAGAUCAGCAGACUCAAUGCCGGCAAUUAACUCCAUAACGGAUGUCUUUGCCGAGGAGCUACUGGAAAAAGCUAAAAAGACGCUCGAUAUGGAUGGUAGCCUGAAAGAUGAGCUGCUGCUCAAGAAGAAAAAACGCAAAGCAGCAGAAGAUGAUGAGCAACCGCAGCCGCAGCCACUACUACAGCCGACAACAAAAGAUUUUGAUGUACCAACCGUAUCAGAAAUUAGCUCAACUACCACCAGUGGCAAUCGGGAGAAGGAUAUUGCUGAAUUGGCCGAAAUUCAGCGUAAAAUCUACGCGGCCAAGCAGCAUUUGCGCCAGAUUGGUGAGCUGGACGAUGAUGAAAGUGAAGAGGAUGAAGGCCAACAGCUUGUCGAGGAUGUGCUAAGUCUCAACGAGCAGGAUGAAUCUGUUGCCCAAGAUUCCACUGCUGCUGUUACGGAAGCAGCCAACGCCAGUACGAGCACACGCCGAGCAAAAAGUCCCAUUGUGUUUAAUAGGACGACCGAACCUGUGGUAGCUAGAGAAAAACCAAAAUCCCAAACUGAAACAACAUCCCAGCAAAAGUCUAGUGAGGAGCGUUCGGAGCGUCGCUCCGUGCACGAGCGUUUAGGCUGCAAGUCCCAAUGUCCACAGCAGCCACAACAGCAGUUAACGCCUCCGGAGCGUCCACAACGCGUACAAAAGGAGCUAGAGCUUUAUGUACCAGCUCAUCGCCGUCGCAGCGAGCAGCAGCAGGAGGAGAGCAAGAAAUUUGAACGUGGCAGAGAACGAAUUCAUCGCAACGAUAGUCAGCCGAGUCGCCGGCGAGAGAGAGACACGUUGCGCAGUCGACGCACACCUAGCCGAAGUCCCGAAUCCAACUUCAAGCAUCGCAUUGGGUCGCGUGUGAUUGUGGCAGUUAAUAAGCCGCCGGAGCCGUCCGACGAUGAGGAUCUGCUGGAGAAGCCCGUUAAUUCGGUUAUCAAGAUUAAGCCACGGCCACAGGUUUCGCCGCGGCGCCAAGCCUGCAAGAAUCUGCUGCUUCGAGCCGUUGCCGAUGCACAGCGAUCCACGAUCUUGGCCAAAACGACGGUAACGCCGGCAACAGCUGCUGUUGAGGCGUUAAAGCAACGAGGUACUGGAGACGAGCCCGAGCUCAUCAGUUCCACGUUAGGCAAACGGCGCUCAAAUGAUUCAAGUGGAAGUGGAGCUGGAAGAGAGCUGUUCCGGCGCAGCAGGCGGGAACUGGUGGUCAAUGUACUGCACAGAGAUAGCAAGCGGAUGCGUCACUCGGCCGAGCCACAUGCUGAAAUCAAUCUGGUGGCAGAGGAGCUGGAGGAGGAGUAUGUGCCCAGCUUGAGCGUUGGAAACUAUGAGGCUUAUGUGCCACAGCUGGUACACAACGAUGCGUCGAAAGUGGACAUGGAUAUUGACAUGCAUGUGGAAAAAAGUGCCGGAAACGUUAGUGGCUCCACAGCUGGUGUAUCCAAAACACAAUUUGUAGUGACGCUGAAUGGUGAUAAAUCUUUGGGAAGUGUCCCUACUGCUGCCUAUCGGAAGCGUCCACGUAAACGCACGCCUUCCCCGCAAGUAUCCUCGACCAGUUGCACAACAGUGCAGUUACUGAGCGCUGAGCCAACCUCAACGACCUGCACUUCCUCAACAAACAACAACAACAGUAGGCGUAACAAAUCCAAACGGGCGCGCAGCUCGUCGCGGUCUUCCCCUUCCACAUCGAGCAAUACGCCGCCACCAAAGCCGUCGCGCAGUCUGCUUCGCAGCGAGGUGCUGAGACAAGCGCCGGAAAUCAAGAAGAUCAUCAUUAAGAAUGACGCUGAAGACGAUGAGGAGGAGCAGCAGUUGCCUGCAUCGCCGCGUAAGCAUGGUACCCAAAAGCGACAGGGCAGCAACUCCAACAUGACCGCCUCUUCCUCCAAUGACCUUAAGGCAGACUCAAAAGUUCAGCCAGAGGAGAGCAAUCGCUCAACUACGCCACCACUGCCACCAAUGCGGCUGCAGAAACGCGAUAUUAGCCGUGAGAAAUCAACAGCGGCGACUGCGGCUGCAACUCCGGCGACAUUAGAGGCGCCUGCAAAGGCCAAGCACACGCCCAUACGCUUCAAGCUUAAGACGGAGGAGGAGGAGUUGCAGCCGGUAAAGAAACGUCGAUCCGGCAGCAAAGAGCGUGAAUCGUCCAUGGAACGACGGCGAAUCUCUAUACGCAAUGCGGAAGAUCGAAAGUACGAUAAUUUGCCGGCAUUAAGCGCCGUCAGUGUGGAUUCAACGGUUUUAAAGGUGACGAAACCAAAGGAGCGCUGCAAAUACCAUCCCAAUUGCAGCAAACAAUUUUGCGAAUAUUAUCAUCCAUCGGCACCAUGCAAAUCCUUUCCCAACUGCAAAUUUGCCGACAAGUGCAUGUAUUCGCAUCCAAAGUGUAAAUUCGAUUUGGCCUGCAUGAGCAUCGACUGCAACUUUGCGCACAGUGGCAACCGGGAUCUGAGUCACGUGCAGCUGGCGGCGCCGCCUCUGUCCUCGCAUGUCAUACCUGUGCAAAAUUACAAAUCAAUAUCCGCACCGGUGACGGCGACCACAGCAACCACCAUGUGCAAAUAUUAUCCCAAUUGCACAAAGGCGGGCUGCACCUUCUAUCACCCAAAGCCAUGUCGUUAUGGCAAGAACUGCAUUAAUAAGCUGGAGUGCAUAUUUUAUCAUCCGGAGAUGCAAAGCAAAUUUAAAUGGGUGGCGUCACUGGGCUGAGGAUAACUGCUCGAACCAGCGCUCAUUUUCAUUAGCAUUUUUUUAUUUAGCAGAUUGCACA